Molecule: messenger RNA, 795 nt
Organism: Camelina sativa (false flax)
Lineage: Eukaryota; Viridiplantae; Streptophyta; Magnoliopsida; Brassicales; Brassicaceae
Source: RefSeq, a predicted model, not a curated record
AUGGUGGAUAUUGUUGAGUCCUCUGACCAAUUCAUUCAUGCCCGUGUAGUGAAUGGUGCGGAGGUAGUCCAUGUUAUUGCAGUAUAUGCAGCUCCUACUGUGAGUCGAAGGAGCGGGUUAUGGACCAAGCUGCAUGAUACGAUGGUUGGAGUUGCAGAUCCUUUGAUUGUGGGAGGUGAUUUUAAUACUAUCAUUCGACUGGAUGAGAGAUCGGGAGGAAAUGGGCUGUUGUCGGCUGAUUCUCUUUCGUUUGGUGACUGGAUUAUUUCUGAGUCAUUGAUCGACAUGGGCUUUCGCGGGAACAAGUUCACCUGGAGAAGAGGGAAGAUAGCUCAGCAUUUUGUAGCUAAGCGCCUAGAUAGGGUUUUGUGCUGUGCACAAGCUAGAAUAAAGUGGCAGGAGGCGAUUGUUUCUCAUUUGCCUUUUCUGGCUUCAGAUCAUGCCCCGGUUUAUGUUCAACUGAGUCCAAUGGUGGAUAGGGAUCCUAGACGACGACCAUUUCGCUUCGAAGCAGCUUGGUUAAGUCAUGGCAGUUUCAAAGAAUUGUUGGAGGCAUCUUGGCGACGUGAUCUAUCUACCAUAGAGGCGCUGGAUGCCUUGAAGAUGGUUUUGAAGAAAUGGCACAAAGAGGUCUUCGGGGAUGUUCAUCAAUGUAAAGAGAAGUUGCUGAGGGAGAUCAAGGAAGUGCAAGACUCACUGGAUGUUAUGCAGACGGAUGAUUUGCUGCAUAAGGAGGAGAGGCUUGGUGGUUCCAAGCCUACCGUGGGAGGGUUUUCAGAGACUUACUUGGGAUGA